CUCGGGGUUGUGGUUAGGGUCAUGUGUCGCGAGAGGAAGCGCGAGUGACGUCCUCUCAUAGUUCCCAUAAAGCGUCUCUCUAUGGGAGCGGGAGCUUCAUGGACCCCGUGGGUCCAUUGCAAAAGAUGGUGAUGGGUACGCGAAGGAGAUCACCAUAGGCGCCGCGAUGCUUUUCUCCCUUGAAGUUGCCGAUGUCACCCUGGAUGGUAAGGACCUGCCGAAGACUGAUGGUAGUACAGUGGGUGCAACUACAGUAACUAUUACACCACUAAACUCGCCAAUAUGAGUAACAAAUGCUACGGUUACCCUGGCAACGGUGGACAGACACAUAGCAACGUUGGAACCACAAUUGCCCUGACAAUAGAUGUCACGAACUGCACAUGAGUGAACAGCAUCCUGAUACCUUGGAUUUCAGUUUAAAUAUGAACUUUUUUUUUAAUGGAGGAGCACAUGACUGUGAAUUAGCCUUCUACAAGAAUUAAUCUUUAGAGAAUGCGAUUGGAUUUUUGGCACUGAAUAAUUUUAUUUUCCAGUGUGAUGGCAGGAGUGACCUUGUGUGAACCAACAGAACUCUAUAAUUUGUUGAAUCAAUCUACAAAGAUCUCUAGAUUAGCAGAGCCAAACUAUCUCUGUUUAUUGGAUGCUCGUACCAAGAGAGAAUAUAAUGAAAGCCACUUGAUGACAGCACUAAGAGUCAAAACAAAUCCAUUGGGCAAAUACUUGGUGCCUGAAUCCAUCAACUUGGAAUGUGUUCGAUACUGUGUAGUAUAUGAUGGCAAAACGGAGACCGUGGAUGCAGCUUUUGACAUGGAUUAUGAUCUACUUGAAGUGGAUACAGAACUAACACCAUUUGACGCAGGAAUUGACAUAAAGGAAUUAAGAAAGAAACCAUCCUCUGAAUAUAAUGCUAAAGAAGGCUCUGCGGCUCGCUGUGCAAGAAUUAUGCAGCGGCUCACCCGCUUUCCAGUCAUGGUCUUAAGAGGUGGUUAUGAACGCUUUACAACCUCCUAUCACUAUCUCAGGACCCAAAAGAUCUUUUGGAUGCCUCAAGAAUUGGAAGCCUUUAAGACCUAUCCAGUAGAAAUCUUGCCUGCUAAGCUGUACAUGGGAAACUACAAACAAGCCUGUGACAGCCAGAUUCAGAAGGAUCUGAAAAUCAAAGCUCAUAUUAAUAUCUGUGAGGAAGAUGGCAUAUUUUUCCUUGAAGACAGAGAAAAACUCCUUCAUAUUCCUAUUCCUGAUUCUCUAGAGGCAGAUUUAUUUUCUCACUUUGUCAACAUUUGUCACUUUAUUGAUGCUCAUAUCCAUAAAGGAGCAGUCCUGGUCUUCUCUACUUUGGGAGUAAGCAGGUGUAGCACAGCAGUGAUGGCUUAUCUUAUCCAUUCUUGCAAGCUUUACUUGAAGAACGCUUGGAAUUUUGUCCAGAAAUGUAAAAAUAACAUACGGCCCAAUCGAGCAUUUGUGAAACAGCUAUCAGAUUGGGAACAACGGUUCUAUAUAACUGCCAUCACUGACAUUUCAGAACCAAAUUAUUGAUUGGAAGCUUUGUUUAUUGUGAGUUAGUGGAGUGGAAAAAUGAGAAGCAAGCCAACAUUUAUUUUUCAGAAGCUGUUGAAAGAAAUCUUUACCUUUCAUUGUUGCACUAUUGCUGACUUCAUCAUCUGUCUCACACUCAACAGGCAUUUCAUUGUGUUUUUAUUUUUCAUGAGCUUGUUUGUCAAGGAGAAAGAUAUUAUAUAGAAUAAACU
This is a messenger RNA of Notechis scutatus (mainland tiger snake), 1748 nucleotides long. The record is from RefSeq and is a predicted model, not a curated record. Lineage: Eukaryota; Metazoa; Chordata; Lepidosauria; Squamata; Elapidae.